Messenger RNA from Spirodela intermedia, 1598 nucleotides. The record is from the annotation of a GenBank genome assembly. NCBI's taxonomy places the organism in Eukaryota, Viridiplantae, Streptophyta, Magnoliopsida, Alismatales, Araceae.
AUGGUCUCUAAAAACGAGGGGAAUGGCAGCACCGCCGAGGCGGCGGUCACCGAAGGGCUGAUGUCGACGGUGGUUCCCGGCCAGAUGACCGGCCACGGGAGGGUCCUGCAGCUGACCAACCUGGACCUGGCCCUGAAGUUGCACUACCUCCGAAUGGUUUACUGCUUCCCCGCCCCCCCGGCCGGCAGCGGAGACGGCGGAGGAGCGGCGAUCACGGCGAUGGAGCUGAAGAACCCCAUGUUCCGGCUGAUGGAGCCCUACUUCCCCGCCUGCGGGAGGAUCCGCCGCUCCAGCUCCGGCAGGCCCGUCCUCAAGUGCAACGACGGCGGCGUCAGAUUCGUCGAGGCCCGCUGCGGGGUGUCCCUCGCCGACUGGCUGGAGAAGAAGAAGCCCUCUCCUCACCCCCCCCUCUCCCCGGAGAAGGUCCUCGGCCCCGACUUGAGCUUCUCCCCCCCGGUCGCCGUUCAGGUGUGUGGGUGUGUGUGGGUGUGUGUGGGUGUGUGUGUGUGUGUGUGUGUGUGUGUGUGUAAGAGAGAGAGAGAGAGAGAGAGAGAGAUGAUUGAUUAUAUGUUAUUCGAUCGCAUAUGAUUGAUUAUAUGUUAUGCUUACAUGAAUGCCUGUAGUACGACUCAUGAUUUCUGUCUCUCUGUUUGCAGUUCACUCGGUUCAAGUGUGGGGGGCUGGCCGUCGGCUUCAGCUGGUCUCACGUCCUCGGCGACGCCGUCUCGGCUGCGAUAUUCGCUGGCAACUGUUUCCGGGCGAUCAACGGCGACCCGCCGCCCCAACCCCGCCAGCUCCACAAGUCCCCGGCGAGGAUCGAGCUGCCGGGCGCAGUGGCGCCUCUCUCGGACCGGCAGACCAACAACAUGGAAGACAAGACGGUUACGACGGGGGAGCCCAAGAAGAAGCCCUUCUCGGCGGCGGCGACACCGCUCUCGGUGAGGGCAGUGGACACGGUCAACGGGUGCUGGCUUCCCGCCGGCGAGGUGAAGAUGGAGAGUCUCUCCCUGGAGAUCAGCGGAGACCAGGUGGAGGUCCUCCGGGAGAAGACUCUGGCCCGGAGGUCCUUCGACGCCAUCGCCGCCGUCGUCUGGCGGAGCUUGGCCAGGAUCCGAGGAGCGAGCAGGGAGCCCAGGACGGUGACCAUCUGCAAGUCUGGCCACCAACUCUCCGGCAGGAGCUGGCUCCUCGGCAACGACCAGGCCGUCGGCGUCGUGCGGGCGGCGGAGCUCUCGCCAGCCGCCGCCGACCUCUCGGAGCUGGCGAAGCUGCUCGCUGGAGGAUUCUCCGACGAGACGCCGGCGAUCGAGGCGUUCGCCGAGGCCGAGUCCGGCGGGCUGCCGGAUCUGAUCCUCUAUGGGGCGAACCUCUCCUUUGUGGACCUCGAGGACCUGCCGGUCUACGACGUGGCCGUCAGAGGCCAGCGUCCGGUCUUCGUCAACUUCACCAUCGAAGGCGUGGGCGGCGAGGGCUCCGUCUUGGUCUUGCGUGGCGGGGGAUCCGACGGCGGCGGACGGACGGUCAACGCCGUUCUCCCCCGCGGCGAGGCGGCGGCGCUGAUGAGGGAGCUGCGCACAGCCUGCGGCGGCCUUUCCUGA